AUGCCCAAAAAGAAGACAGGUGCCCGCAAAAAGGCUGAAAAUCGAAAAGAACGAGAAAAACAGAGCCGAGCCAACCGGGACCAGGUAGACUUGGCCAAACACCCUUGCAAUGCCAACAUGGACUGUGAUAAAUGUCAGAGAAAACAGAAGAACAGAGCCUUCUGCUACUUUUGCAACGCUCUGCAGAAACUCCCUGUUUGUGCACAAUGCGGCAAAACUAAGUGUAUGAAAACUUCAGACUGCGUCAUUAAACACCCUGGGAUCUACAGCACUGGGAUGGGCAUGGUGGGUGCAGUGUGCGACUUCUGUGAAGCGUGGGUGUGCCACAGCCGGAAAUGCUUGAGCACUCACGCCUGCGUGUGUCCUCUGACGGAAGCCGACUGCAUCGAGUGUGAACGCAGCGUGUGGGACCACGGCGGGCGUAUUUUCCGCUGCUCCUUCUGUCGCAACUUCUUGUGCGAGGACGAUCAAUUCGAGCACCAGGCCAGCUGCCAAGUCCUUCAAGCUGAGACAUACAAAUGCGUUUCCUGCAACAGACUGGGCCAACACUCGUGUCUACGCUGUAAGUCCUGCUAUUGCGACGACCACGCCAAGAGUAAAGUGUUCAAGCAGGAGAAGGGAAAAGCACCGCCGUGUCCAAAAUGUGGCCACGAAACCCAAGAGACCAAAGAUCUCAGCAUGUCCACUCGCACCUUGAAAUUCGGGCGCCAGGCAGGCGCUGACGAUGAUGACGACGACUACGGAGCGUCGGGAUACGACUCCUAUUGGAAGAACGUUGCGUCCGGCGGCGGAGGACGCAGCUACGACGAUGAGGACGAUGACGACGACUAUGAGGACGAUGAGGAUGACGAUGACGAGGAAGAAGAAGAAGAGGAUGAUGCUGAGGAAGAAAUGGCUGCUCUUAAGUUGGAUAAAGACUAA
Molecule: messenger RNA, 921 nt
Organism: Nerophis lumbriciformis (worm pipefish)
Lineage: Eukaryota; Metazoa; Chordata; Actinopteri; Syngnathiformes; Syngnathidae
Source: RefSeq, a predicted model, not a curated record